AUGUCGCACGAGGCUGAAGAAAAGCCUUCCAAGGAGUUCAACAGCGUUGCUUCCAUUGCCUUGACGGAGGUGGAGAAACCGGCCUUGGAUGAUCCCGAGAGUCGAGAAUUGGACAUUGAGAAACAAGAGCCUACAGAGACUCUGGAAGAAAAGCAAGAUGGCCUCACCGAGGUCAACAAUAACAUCGUAGAUUGGGAUGGAGAAAAUGAUCCUGAGAAUCCACGGAACUGGUCGAGGGGGAAGAAGUUGCUCAAUGUUGGGAUCAUCUCAGCUUCGUCUCUCACUUCACCCUUGGCAUCUUCGAUGGUAGCACCAGGUGUAAAGGCUCUCAUGGCCGAAUUCCACAGUGACAGUCGUUUAUUAUCAUCAUUUACUGUUUCAUGUUAUAUUCUCGGCUUUGCCUUCGGCCCCUUGGUACUAGCUCCGCUAUCAGAACUCUACGGAAGACGCAAGGUCUAUUUGUUAUCAUGGCUCAUGUCAUUUGGUUUCACUCUCGGUUGCGCCAAAGCUCCGUCACUUGGAGCAUUCAUCGUAUUCAGAGUGCUAGCAGGCUGCGGAGGUGUCGUCGCCCAAGUGAAUGGAGGUGGAACUAUAGUUGAUGUAUAUGACGUUCACCAAAGAGGGGCUGCUAUGUCCAUCUUCGCCAUGGGCCCUCUACUCGGUCCCGUGAUAGGGCCCAUCGGUGGUGGAUUUCUGGCCGAAGCCAAAGGAUGGAGAUGGGUAUUCUGGUUUCUCACUAUCCUCUUUGGGGUCUCAACUGUCGUUGGAGUCCUAUUUUUACGGGAAACCUAUGCUCCAACACUACUCGCGAAUAAAACUAAGCGCCUCAUCAAAGAAACCGGCAACCAGAACCUCGAGUCCAAACUCGCCAUCAAAAAGACACCAAAGGACAUCUUCUGGACGGCCAUACGACGUCCAAUGACGAUGUUGUUUCAUGACCCGAUUGUGGCUAUCCUAUCAGUUUACAUCGCGAUCAUCUUCGCGUUCUUAUACCUCCUCUUCGCCACCUUCCCCACCGUCUUCGCGGAACAGUACCAUUUCAACACAGGCAUCCAAGGUCUUGCAUACAUCGGGAUGGGCGUAGGUAAUUUGUCGGGCGCCGUCUUGACAGCAUUCACGAGCGAUCGGAUAUCCAUUGCCCUAGCUAAGAAGCACGGCGGACCUAAAGCUGAAUUCCGACUCAUCACAGUGAUGAUGACGUGUUGGGCCUGCCCUGUCGGGCUGUUCUGGUAUGGCUGGGCUGCUGAGGCAAAGGUCCAUUGGAUUGUUCCGAUUAUGGGGACGGCGCUGUUCGGGCUUGGGCUUUUUGGUACUAUGAUGCCAGUACAGACGUACUUGAUUGACUCGUACAAACGAUACGCUGCGUCAGCUCUUGCAGCGUCAACGUUGCUGAGAUCGCUUCUUGGUGCGCUCUUACCUCUCGCGGGACAAAAUCUGUACAUCAAACUGGGGUACGGGUGGGGAAACUCCCUCCUGGGGUUUAUUGGGGUUGCGAUGUUGCCAUUCCCCUUUCUGUUCUAUCGAUACGGCGAGGCAAUAAGGAAUAAGUUCAAGAGGGAGUACUGA
Molecule: messenger RNA, 1566 nt
Organism: Mytilinidion resinicola
Lineage: Eukaryota; Fungi; Ascomycota; Dothideomycetes; Mytilinidiales; Mytilinidiaceae
Product: MFS general substrate transporter
Exons: 6
Coding region: 1-1566 (521 amino acids)
Biological process (GO): transmembrane transport
Cellular component (GO): membrane
Molecular function (GO): transmembrane transporter activity
Source: RefSeq, a predicted model, not a curated record